AACAGAUUGUAGGCCUGCCUUGUUGGAUUUGUGUUGGAAUAGAUGAUGGCUCUGCACACUUUAGUUCCUGUUAUAUCCCUCGGUUUACUUCUCAUAUGGAAACCCGUCCAUUCUUUGGAUCGAAAUGGAGAAAACGUUUGCUCAACAAUAAAAAGUGCAUCUGAAAGAUACUUGGCUCAGACUUCUUACCAGUCAAGUUACACGUCUUCUUGUGGCUUCCUUUGGCUAAAUAGAUGUCGCCGCUACAGAACGAAAUAUCGCAAUGUUGUUAGAUAUCGAACAGUUUACAGUACAGAUUAUGUUUGUUGCGACGGUUAUGCAGCGCCCCGUGGCAGCAAUGAAUGUAGUGAACCUAUAUGUGCGCCCGCAUGUAUAAACGGAAGAUGUGAAGGCCCCAAUCUGUGCGUAUGUGACGAGCAGUUCCAUGGACCAACAUGCGAAUAUAAUUGCGAUUUAGAGAUUGAUAACUGUGAAACCGUAGAUUGUACGAACGUUAUGGAUUCCGUGUGCAUAAAAUGUCUUUACGACAUCAGUGACGAAAUAAAGGCAUAUGAUUUAGUAGACGGCGUGUGCAAACAACGUUGUUCGUGGCGGAGUGAUAGUAAGUCUUGCUAUCCUGGUACAUGUACCUCUCCCCAAGGAGUUCCCAGUUGUGCAUGUGCCAAUGGUUUUCAAUCGGAUCCUAACUGCAUGAGAAUUACUGAGGCGCCAACGGUAUCGCACUGCUCAGUAUUACUACAAAAUGACGACGUAUCCAAUGGAAUAUCUACAAGUGAUUUUUCUUGCCAAGAUUCACAGGAAUCACCUAGUCCUAUCUAUUCAUCCUUACGAGGAAAUGGCUUAGCUGUGAAUUGGCAGACACGUUUUACUGGUCCAUCGUCUGCUACAUAUCCAUUUCCUUAUUAUGUCAACGAUUUUAGAGUGGGCGUGAUUUCAGCAGCGGUCAAUUGGAGAAUUUUAAGAGGUGAAAAAACGAAAUAUCGCAAUGUUGUUAGAUAUCGAACAGUUUACAGUACAGAUUAUGUUUGUUGCGACGGUUAUGCAGCGCCCCAUGGCAGCAAUGAAUGUAGUGAACCUAUAUGUGCGCCCGCAUGUAUAAACGGAAGAUGUGAAGGCCCCAAUCUGUGCGUAUGUGACGAGCAGUUCCAUGGACCAACAUGCGAAUAUAAUUGCGAUUCAGAGAUUGAUAACUGUGAAACCGUAGAUUGUACGAACAAUAUGGAUUCCGUGUGCAUAAAAUGUCUUUACGACAUCAGUGACGAAAUAAAGGCGUAUGAUUUAGUAGACGACGUGUGCAAACAACGUUGUUCGUGGCGGAGUGAUAGUAAGUCUUGCUAUCCUGGUUCAUGUACCUCUCCCCAAGGAGUUCCCAGUUGUGCAUGUGCCAAUGGUUUUCAAUCGGAUCCCAACUGCAUGAGAAUUACUGAGGCGCCAAUGGUAUCGCACUGCUCAGUAUUACUACAAAAUGACGACGUAUCCAAUGGAAUAUCUACAAGUGAUUUUUCUUGCCAGGAUUCACAGGAAUCACCUAGUCCUAUCUAUUCAUCCUUACGAGGAAAUGGCUUAGCUGUGAAUUGGCAGACACGUUUUACUGGUCCAUCGUCUGCUACAUAUCCAUUUCCUUAUUAUGUCAACGAUUUUAGAGUGGGCGUGAUUUCAGCAGCGGUCAAUUGGAGAAUUUUAAGAGGUGGUAUUGCAGUAGCUAAUGGCAGCAUUGAUUGUAAAUUGAACCACGAUAAAGAUGACCCGAAUUUGAGCUCACACUCUUGUACACGAUAUGGACAAUUAACUGAACCUCUUCAACACAGUGACAAGUAA
This is a messenger RNA of Anneissia japonica, 1818 nucleotides long. Its product is annotated as multiple epidermal growth factor-like domains protein 10. Bases 43 to 1818 code for a protein of 591 amino acids. NCBI's taxonomy places the organism in Eukaryota, Metazoa, Echinodermata, Crinoidea, Comatulida, Comatulidae. Gene Ontology annotation, molecular function: protein binding. The transcript is spliced from 13 exons. The record is from RefSeq and is a predicted model, not a curated record.